Messenger RNA from Verruconis gallopava, 2073 nucleotides. RefSeq lists its product as uncharacterized. Gene Ontology annotation, cellular component: Rab-protein geranylgeranyltransferase complex. Gene Ontology annotation, biological process: protein geranylgeranylation. Lineage: Eukaryota; Fungi; Ascomycota; Dothideomycetes; Venturiales; Sympoventuriaceae. Bases 154 to 1194 code for a protein of 346 amino acids. Gene Ontology annotation, molecular function: Rab geranylgeranyltransferase activity. The record is from RefSeq and is a predicted model, not a curated record. The transcript has 2 exons.
CGAGCUUCAAAGUGCGUGACUCGUGACAUCCCGUCGUCUCGUGUCCAUCACUCCCAGAUAAACACCGUCCGCACACUCUCGACGGCUUUAGCCCCCCGCACGAGCACAGGCAUUCCGCAUUAGGAUCGCGAGGAACUCCUGCGUCCCCAAGCAAUGGCGCUUGUAUCCGGUCCCGGCCGUGGAGGAGGAACCCCUUCCGCCCACCUUCCAGACGAACUGCGCCUGUACGUCGACCAGCACGUGUCCUACAUCCAGGCUCUGGACACCCGCCGCGACGAGUAUGAGUACUGGCUGACGGAACACCUGCGUCUGAACGGCCUGUACUGGGGCCUUACGGCUCUUCAUCUGCUAGGACGGCCUGACGCUCUUCCUCGCGACGAAGUGCUCGACUUUGUCAUCAGCUGCAUGCACGAUGAGGGCGGCUUUGGAGCUGCGCCCGGUCACGACGCGCACAUGUUGUACACCGUGAGCGCGGUGCAGAUUCUUGCAACGCUGGAUGCGUUCGCCGACCUAGAACAGAGAGUGAGCGGGGCGAAGGAGAAGAUUGGUCGGUUCAUUGCCUCGCUCCAGGACGCGACGGGCACUUUUCACGGGGACCGCUAUGGCGAGCCAGACACGCGCUUCCUGUACGGUGCUCUGAAUGCGCUUUCCCUGCUCGGCCUAUUGCACCUCGUGGACGUACCUUUGGCUGUCCAGUACAUCCAGUCGUGCCUCAACGCCGACGGUGGAUACGGCACCUCCCCCGGUGCCGAAACACACUCUGGCCAGAUCUUCACGUGUCUAGCUGCACUCUCCAUUGCUGGCCGCCUCGACACGGUCCGCACCCAGCGUCUUGCUGCGUGGCUCUCUGAGCGACAGAUCGCGUCUGGGCCCGGAAAGGGCGGUUUGAACGGACGCCCAGAGAAGAAGGAAGAUGUUUGCUACUCGUGGUGGGUGCUUUCGUCGCUGGCAAUGCUGGGAAAGGUGCACUGGAUCGACCGCGACGCACUCGUUGCCUUCAUCCUGCGCUGCCAGGACCCUGAGCACGGAGGCUUCGCGGAUCGUCCGGGCGACAUGGUGGAUGUUUUCCACACGGUCUUUGGGCUGGCGGGACUGUCACUCCUAGGGUAUGAGGGGCUGGAAGAGGUAGAUCCGGUGUAUUGCAUGCCGAAGAAGGUCACGGAUCGGGUGCUGGGAAGGAAGGGCGCUGACUAGACGCAAAGUCAAUGUCGAUGAGGGGUUUGCUGCUUCAUAUUGGCUUCGACAGAGCUUACGCAUUUCUGAAUCAUGACCGUUACGACCGCAUAGUGAGCCCCCUCGGCGCCGUCAGCUUGGAGUUAUACGCGGAAAAUUUACAUCGGCCGCCGUUCCUACCAUCCGGUCGUUCUUGACUCUCUGCUGCCAUCUAUGAUGCCGUCACUCUGUGUCCAUUCCACCUUCAUGGUGGGACACCUCCGACUCAGUAUUGGCAGCCAAGGUCAAGUUACUGCUAGGAGGCCUACAAAGAAGACCUACCAUAUUUUAGUCUCGUCCUUUUUCACGACUUGAUGCAAAAGGCCUACAACCCCGAAACCCGCACGAACAUCAUUCGGCGCGAAUGACACAAUGGGCAACUAUGAAGCUGAGAAUCUCCGCAUACAGCCGGUGCGAAAAUGUUGGAGAAAGAUUAUCGAGACUGGGAAUUCAGCGUGCUUUCUGUGAUGUGUGACUGCCAGCUAGAAGACUUGCGCGCUGACCCUCCCGAUCCAGAUGCAAAAUUGGUUGUUUCGGUGGCAUUUCCAUCCUUCAGUCACGUCUUCGUCGAGCAUACAGCGUGCUCGUAAACGUUAACUUGCGUUGACCUAACCGAUGUUUGUGCCAGCGUUUCGAUCUGCUCUUGACUCAACGAGCCACGUAGUGUGCUGGUCUACCCCUUCCCGUGCUAAGCUUCCGCCGAUUCGCCUCACCACCGACUCAGUCUCUGGCUUCGCACACACUUCGGGUACCGGCGGUAAUCCGAAGACCUCUACCUCAGGCCGUAGCCGCUCGUUCAAGCCGUCUCUGCUGUUGGCCGCCGCCAACAGUAGGAAGUCCCUCGACUUCACUGCCUUAAGA